CCUGCAGAUCUUCGAAGGGAUGCGUCGCCUGUUGGACGCACACCCUUCGUAUUUUUCACUCCUUCUCACUCUCCAUCCGUUGCUCUCACUCACGCAGUAUUUGCUUUCUUCGUGAGACUCGUCUCGAGUUGUGGGUUUCGCUCCGAGGCUUAUCUCAUAAUUUGAUACGUACAAGACGCGGCAGGAAAGCAGGAUCCAGCCGUCAAGAGUUGGAACAGCUUAGGACGAGGCGGGCGUGUUCACAUGCUCCCUCGCACCAAACGGCCACUCACCCCACUCGAAAUAAAGAUUCACAGAGUCUGGAUCCAUCGAGCAGGAUUUAGCUAGGUCGGUGGAUCGACUGACGUUUUGCCGCGAGGGCAAUUGCGAGAUGCGCGCUCCACGAUUGCAUUGAGCCUCAACCAACAAUAGCAGUACGAGUUCGCGAGUGCAUCUUUCCUUGGAGCGGCAGAGGUGCUUCGCCAUUCAGGAAGUUGGAGGGAUAAGACGCAAACAUGUUUUCCAAAUUACGUCCCCAUCAUCGCCGCACACCGUCAAACCCAACGUCACCGGCAGACCAAUCCUUCGAACCUCCUUCACAGACAGACCACGCACACCCGCAACGACACCAAGAUGCGCACAUGCUAGAGCCAACAAAUAGGCCCCCGCCUCCCCCUCCAUUACAGUCCAUCACGAAUAUGCCGUCUGCGGAGGGAGGUUUCGAGGGCCCGAGGCGGGUUGGUUACGAGAGGGAUCCCAGGAUACAGCAGGUGGAUGGUUCGAGGGAUACAAGAGGACGAGAUACCUACGGCUUCAGCAAUCACCAGAGAUUACCAUACGCGGGGUCACAGCAGCCAGAAUCAGCUGGAAAUGCUGUUCCUGGGAACUACACGGGUCCUCAAUAUGCAAGGCAACAGAUUGGGAUGAGCCAGGAAGUAUUUAGACCUCGACCCUCCGAACCCAGUCCAGGCUUUGUCACGUCCCCGGAUUUCCCAGGUCAGAAUGGCCAGCCUGCUAGGAAACCACCGUCUAGCUUCUCGUCUAGUACGCCGACACUUGUUGAGCCUGCUCAAUCACGGCCAGGCAGGGCAAGGCUGAAUCUUCUGAACCCCAUGUCACUUUUGGCACGGAGAAGGACAUCACAAGCAGUGGAGAAAUUGGCGCCUCAAUCACUGGUAUCGAAUAGAAAUGGGAACAACUUCAAUGAGAGUUUUGACCCCCGCAUUCGAGGAACAGUGGUCCACGAUUUUAGUGCACCGAGAGCACCAAGGAGAAAUCUUUCAAACGUAGAUGUCCGAGCAGAAGGAGGUUCAGCAAGCAACCUGAGAUACCAACGAAGUCCCAAUGGCGACCUCAGUAGUGCGGAUGAGAACGUUACUAGUCCAUGGAGCGGUGGGAAUCACACCCCAGUCUUCACGGAGAACUUUGAGGAAGAACAGUACCCAAAUGCUGGUCCCCACGUGCGGAAAGCCAGCGAUUUGACCGAUCUGCCGCUACCACAGCCACCGUACGCCAAAGGCGCUCAGAAGCCAGUCGAACCAAUAUCUACUUCAAAAAGCAAUGAUGCUGCGCAAAAGCAAUAUCAGGCGCCGCGGAGGAUAAGUACGCAGAAGCCCGUCCCAGAUCUUCCACAGAUGCCAGACCACCCUCCACCGGUGCCGCCAAAGACUGAUUUGCCGUUACAUGUUGCACCACAGCGUAUCUCGAUAGAUGCAUCUGCUACUCCUCCCAAGACGGGUUCGUUUAAGAAAGGUGGUCGGCCACGCAAUGUUUCGGAGGUGUCGGCUAAAGAUGCCGCUAUUCCCAGACACAUGAAAAGUACGUCUUCGCGAUUCAGUUUCGAUAUGAUCGGGGCUGCUGAGCAAGAGCGACUUCUGGAAGAUAGGCAUCGACAGAAGGCGUUGGAGAAGAAAGCAGGAAAUCAUGGCGAUGAAGAGGAAGAUGACCGGCUUGGGGAUGAGUCUGAGCACGAUUAUGAUUAUGAUAAUAUGGACGAUGACGAUGGACUGGAGGAGAGGAUACCUGGUGUCAAUGCGGAUCUGGAGGAAGAAGAGUAUCCUUAUGACGAUCUGGAAGAACCGAUUCCAGGGGCCGAUGAUGAGGAGGAUCCUUACCAAGUCUCGGACCUCGGCGAAAAUCUGGGAGGCUUCACAUUCCAACAAAGUUCACUGGCAACACCUAUGAGUCCUGCAAGUCCGGCAAUGGUGAGCACCCCGAGAGAUGCAAAUGGCGAAGUUAUUGGAUUUGCCAUGACCAAGAAUUCUCCAUGGGCUCCUCAAGGUGUAGAUUCAACUGUUUCGCCUAGCUCGCCCGUUUCACCUGACAUGAAAUCGCCUGUCUUGGUCACGGAGUUGCAAGGCCUAGGGCUACAAGGAGUCAACAUAGCUUCAUCUGUGGAUCCAGCGACAUCAGCCUUGCCACCCUCGAAGCCAGCAGCAGACUUCCCUCGACCUGCUGCGCUAGACGACGAUGAUCUAUACUUCGAUGAUGGUAUCAUUGGUGGGCCUGGCGACGCAGAUGACGUUGAAUUUGACGAGUCAGUCUUUGACAACAUCGACACUGAUGAGUACGGCAGACCUGUGAAGUCAUUGUCAUCGUUACCAACACUAUAUUCCCCACCGUCACUCACAGCCGACCCAUCACCACCAUUGAAUAAGGCUGCUGAUGGUUUCAGAGAGUCUCAAGAUAUGACAGAUGCCAUGUCUCUCUCUGCCGCCCCUAACGGGGGCCUGGCUCCACAGCCAUCCAUAUCGGGUCAUGUACAGACCUCAAUGAGUCUUCCACCUCCUCCACAACAAAUCCUCACUCAAGAUACCCUCGCCGCAUAUCAGUCAGCACUCGCGGCAGCAGCUUUUGCAGCAGCUGCCAACGGCAAAUUUCGUCGUGAUAGUAUUAACCCAUCUGAGCAUGAAGAUGCCCAACCCGGACUUGUCACUGAUUCCAGCCAUACCUCGCAUUACGAACCUUUCUCGCCGUCCUAUGACCAGGUAGAGGAUGACUUCGAUUAUGACGAUGUCCUAGAAGACGAUCCCAUCAUCGCAGCAGCCAAUGCCGAGGCUCUAGCUAACGACGAUGAUGGUUUCUACGGCCAAGAAUUCGGCUUCUAUUCUGCUCCAGCAUCCAAUGAAACCGAAUUUGGAGGGUACUUCGGGCCUCGCGGCGGUGCAGGUCUCAAUCGAGGUCCAAGCAACAGGAUCGUCUCCCGCGAACCAAACUUGACACCUAUUACCGAACGCAGCGAGUACUCCAACCGUAAUUCUUUCAUGAGUCUCGCUAUGCACGGACCCGGCAGCGUAGUCAGUCCCGGCCUCGCACAGCUCACCAACAUGCUUCGCAGUCCCAUGGACUACGAAGGCGACAUGAGUUUCGACGCGCUUCUCAAACUCCGCCGUGGUGCCUGGGGUGGCAGCCAAGCAAGUCUGCAUAGCAGCAACGGCGGCAGCCCCAAGAGCGUAGCGGGCAUGGAUGAUGGGUCGCCUAUCGUCUCUCCCGCACCAUGGGGCCAAGGCGGCGCUGUUACUCUCCCGCCUCCGAAUCAUGCCCAACAGCCUUCGGGACAUAGGCGGAAGGGUAGUACGUUUAGUCUGCAUAGUGAGGGUGCGAGUGUGACUAGCUCGCCGCCUGCUAGUCCGACUUUGACGAUGGCGUUUUCGCCGUUGCAUGGGAUUCAGGAGAAGGAGAGGGAGAGGGAGAGGGAGAGGGAGAGGGAGAGGGAGAGGGAGAGGGAGAGGGAGAGGGAGAGGGAGAGGGAGAGGGAGAGGGAGAGGGAGAGGGAGAGGGAGAGGGAGAGGGAGAGGGAGAGGGAGAGGGAGAGGGAGAGGGAGAGGGAGAGGGAGAGGGAGAGGGAGAGGGAGAGGGAGAGGGAGAGGGAGAGGGAGAGGGAGAGGGAGAGGGAGAGGGAGGAUGAGGAUGGUGAAAGUGGGCAUGUGAAGAAAGAGAAGGAAACAGGAAAGGAGAAGGAGAAUAGCAAGGAAGCAUUCAGAAAACAUCGUUAUACGGGGAGUGCGGAGAGUAUCAGUUAUACCAAGGACGAAGAUCCCACAGGUGGGCCGAGGUGGAUCCUUGAACGGCGGCGUACUGGGGAGGGUGGUGAGGUAGAGCUUGAGAGGGAGGUUGUUAGGGGUGGGAUAUAGGGAUUUUGGAUUUUGGAUUUAGGGGUCGGAUUUGGGGCUGGGGUCUGGGGCUGGUGGGAAAUGGAAUGGAUGCCGGGGAUGGGGACGGUGAUGAGGAUGGGAUGAGGGUGAUGAGGGUGGAAUGAAAAUGAGAGAAGGGAAGCGAAACAAAUGAUACCAGUUGGAUAGCGUCAGCGAUUCAGUACAAACUUACCUAUAAACCUACCUAAUAAUAUAUACCCACAGCUAUGGCUUUCGCUUGGGCCAUGAAGCGAAGCAACAAACAGUCUACACGUUCCCAUUUCUCUUCUUCUCUUUCU
Messenger RNA from Cadophora gregata, 4411 nucleotides. RefSeq lists its product as uncharacterized. The record is from RefSeq and is a predicted model, not a curated record. NCBI's taxonomy places the organism in Eukaryota, Fungi, Ascomycota, Leotiomycetes, Helotiales, Ploettnerulaceae. Bases 495 to 4112 code for a protein of 1205 amino acids. The transcript has a single exon.